Messenger RNA from Gavia stellata (red-throated loon), 751 nucleotides. It is a transcript of the gene LAMTOR1, whose product is annotated as late endosomal/lysosomal adaptor, MAPK and MTOR activator 1. Lineage: Eukaryota; Metazoa; Chordata; Aves; Gaviiformes; Gaviidae. The coding region runs from base 17 to 502 and encodes 161 amino acids. Gene Ontology annotation, cellular component: Ragulator complex; membrane raft; lysosome. Gene Ontology annotation, molecular function: guanyl-nucleotide exchange factor activity; molecular adaptor activity. The transcript is spliced from 5 exons. Gene Ontology annotation, biological process: positive regulation of TOR signaling; positive regulation of MAPK cascade; cholesterol homeostasis. The record is from RefSeq and is a predicted model, not a curated record.
CCUGCUGCGCCUCGCCAUGGGCUGCUGCUACAGCAGCGAGGCCGAGGCCUCCGACCAGGAAGAAGAGACGAAGCGGCUGCUGGAGCCGGCGGCCAGCCCUCCCAACAAGGUGCUGAACGGAGCGGAGCAGAGCUACCACAACCUCCCGUCGGCGCGCACCGAUGAGCAGGCCAUGCUGUCCUCCAUCCUCGCCAAAACGGCCAUCAACAUCAUCGACGUGUCGGCAGCGGAUUCCCAGGGCAUGGAGCAGCACGAGUACAUGGACAGAGCCAGGCAGUACAGCACGCGCCUGGCCAUGCUGAGCAAUAACCUGACGCACUGGAAGAAGCUCCCGCUGCUGCCGUCUCUGACCAACCAACCGCACCAAGUGCUCGCCAGUGACCCCGUCCCCUUCGCAGACCUGCAGCAGGUGUCCCGGAUAGCUGCCUACGCCUUCAGCGCGCUCUCACAGAUCCGCGUCGACGCCAAAGAGGAACUGGUUGUACAGUUUGGCAUCCCCUGAGCCCGCCCCGCAGCACCACAGCUUCACCGGUUUCGGGUUGUUUUUUGGUGGGCUUUUUUCCCUUUUUUGUCUUUAUUUCCCCUCUCCUCCCUCCCCACAGCGCUGCGACAGAACUUGUACGGACACCCGGUUUCCUACUAAUCGCCAAGACGGCCGUCGCCGACGCGUCGGCUCCACCGCGGUACCCGCCGGCACUGUUCGGAGGCUUUCCCCUCCGGCUGGGUGGGUGGGUGUGCCUGGGGAGGGGGC